GCCAAUGGUAACCUUUCUGCGUCAAUUCUCAACAGCCUUUAUAAUGAGAACUUGGUUAAAGAAGGAGUUUCUGCAGCCUUUGCUGUAAAACUGUUCAAAUCAUGGAUCAAUGAAAAAGACAUCAAUGCAGUGGCUGGAAGUCUUCGUAAAGUUGGAAUGGAUAAUAGACUUAUGGAACUUUUUCCAGCCAAUAAGCAAAGUGUUGAACACUUCACAAAAUAUUUCACUGAUGCUGGAUUGAAAGAACUUUCAGAGUAUGUGCGAAACCAGCAAACCAUUGGGGCUCGCAAAGAGCUGCAGAAAGAACUUGCAGAAAUGAUGUCGCAUGGAGAACCCCUUAAGGAUAUAAGUUUGUAUGUAAAGGAGGAGAUGAAGAAAAACAACAUCUCUGAACAGACUGUUAUAGGCAUCAUGUGGUCCAGUGUUAUGAGCCUUGUGGAAUGGAACAAAAAGGAGGAGCUGGUAACGGAGCAAGCCAUCAAGCAUUUGAAGCAAUACAGCCCUCUCCUUGCUGCCUUUACUACCCAAGGUCAGUCAGAACUGACUCUGCUGCUGAAGAUUCAGGAGUACUGUUAUGACAACAUUCACUUCAUGAAAUCCUUCCAGAAAAUUGUGGUGCUUUUUUAUAAAGCCGAAGUUCUG
Molecule: messenger RNA, 642 nt
Organism: Ailuropoda melanoleuca (giant panda)
Lineage: Eukaryota; Metazoa; Chordata; Mammalia; Carnivora; Ursidae
Product: basic leucine zipper and W2 domain-containing protein 1-like
Exons: 1
Cellular component (GO): cytoplasm; membrane
Molecular function (GO): protein binding
Source: RefSeq, a predicted model, not a curated record